Lates calcarifer (barramundi perch) is the source of this 2311-nucleotide messenger RNA. RefSeq names its product potassium channel tetramerization domain containing 6a (gene kctd6a). The transcript has 6 exons. Gene Ontology annotation, biological process: protein homooligomerization. Bases 348 to 1067 code for a protein of 239 amino acids. Lineage: Eukaryota; Metazoa; Chordata; Actinopteri; Centropomidae. The record is from RefSeq and is a predicted model, not a curated record. Gene Ontology annotation, molecular function: protein binding.
UACCACUAUUAAUACAUAUAGCUUUAAAAGCUAAAUAAUCCAAAUUUGUGUUUUUAAAAACCCUUUCCACUUUAAUUUUAUUAAUCUCAUCUUCAGAACCACCAACUUUUAUUUUGACAAGACUUCCCGGAAGCUCUCUUACACUCGAUAGCUAACUCGACAGAUGUGUAAAUCAUGGAUGUUGAGGUCAGCUAGAGGCUUUCACCUCCUGCUGUGUGCGUCCUGUUAAAGCAGCAGUCUGCAGCGACGGAGCAGUCAUAGGUGUUGGUGGAAACGCAGAGAUGAUCUUCUCAACAGUCUGACCUGGAGAGAAACAACACAGACUGUCAGCCAUCCCAGGGCUGCAGAUGGAGAAUGGAGACCUGGGUCACAUGAUGGGGGAGCCAGUGACUCUGAACGUGGGCGGCUGUGUGUACAGUACGUCUCUGUCUACGCUGCAGCGUUACCCAGACUCCAUGCUGGGAGCCAUGUUCAGAGGAGACCUCCCCACCGUCAGGGACACGCAUGGAAACUUCUUCAUCGACCGCGACGGCCCACUGUUCCGCUACAUCCUCAACUUCCUGCGGACGUCAGAGCUCACGUUGCCGUGCGACUUCAAGGAGACUGAGCUGCUGAGGAAGGAGGCUGACUUCUAUCAGAUCGAGCCCCUGAUACAGUGCCUUGGAGACCCCAAACCUGCGCUGCCCUACCCCACCGACACCUAUGAGGAGGUGGUGGAGCUGUCCAGCACCAGGAAGCUGUCUAAGUACUCCAACCCAGUCGCAGUCAUCAUCACCCAGCUCACCAUUACCACCAAGGUCCAUGCUGUGUUGGAGUCCAUCUCCAGCAGUUUCACAAAGUGGAACAAACACAUGAUGGACACCAGAGACUACCAGGUGUCCUUCACCUUUGGACCAUGUGACCACCAACAGGAAGUCAGCCUGCGCGUCCACCUGCUCGACUUCAUCUCCAAAGCUGGUUUCACAAUACGCAACACUCGUGUUCACCACAUGAGUGAACGAGCCAAUGAGAAUACAGUGGAACAUAACUGGACAUUCUGCCGACAAGCUCGCAAAGUUAACGACUGACGGAUGAACUGAGGAAUGGACUUACUGACUGACGGGAGAUGUUAUCAGGCAACAGACAGACAGAGACUUGAGUGGUGGUUGUGUUGUUAUGUGCUAAUGUUUUGCAUGGUGUGUGUUGUUUUUGAAUAAUUCCAUCAGUCUAUUUAGAGCCAGGUCACUGAAAGGCUGGCACAUUAGCCACAUGUGGUACAUUAUCAUGAACCUUUAACAUAUUUUACCUUUGCUUCAUCAUAUACAUUAUAUCGGCCAAAAGUAUGUGGACGGCCCUUCACACGAAACUGAGACAACUGGUUUGGUGCAGGAACUUGACUGGCCUGCACAGAGCACAGACCUCAACCCCCUCCAACACUUUUGGAUGAACUAGAAGGCCAGCUGUGAGCCAGACCCUCUCACCCAACACCAGUUUUGUACCUUAUUACAUGCUCUUGUGGAUGAAUAGGAGAAAAUCAUUGUAGCUAGGUUCAAAAAUGUGUUUGAAAUCCUAAAACCAGAAGAGUGGAGGCUGUUAGAGAAACAGAUUAGCUAGCUACUUAUCAUAAAUAGCUGCAGUGUUUGAGAGUCCACAUUCUUUUGGCCAAGGAGUGUAUGGUAGCUUAAUAUCUGGUAGUAUCACAAAUCUGUUAUACAUCAGUAACUAUGAAUGACUAUUAGCUGAUAAUAAAACUAUCUGAAAAAUGACUUCAGAUUUUCACAAAAAUAGGUCAAAGGUAAGGUUCACAUUUUUUCUUGUCUUCUUAAAAGUACAGCUGGUUUUUCUUGCUGUAGACAUUACUCCUCUUCAUAUUGGCCUUCAAGAGAUCCCCUCCUACCAUGGAGCUGAUGUCAGGCUUUGACCUGUGCAGUUGUCUGAAAUUAUGGAAGAAGAAUCUUCACCAGGGCCAGUUGAGUUCAGAUCCCUUUCACUAACUUGUCAAAUAAUUAAUUAGUCCACUGAGUCUGUUGUAGUAGAUUUAUUGCAUAUAUAUCAAAACAGCAUACAAAACUAAAGUAAAACCAAGCUGGUCCCUGCACUCUUUUAUGUGGUAGCAUAUCUUAAAAUUAAUUUCCACUCCCUAACUUUCCUACUCCCUUGUACACCAUUAUUUCUACAUCAAAGCAUGUAAUGGUGUCCUACUCUUAAAGAAUGUGGCCAUGAAUCUAGCCUGGUUACUCCCUAUCUUUUAACCUUUCUCAACAUGUUUUACUUCAUGAUUGUUUCCACAGCUGCCAUGUAUUUUAAUAAAAAAUAAUUGAUUAUCCAUCCA